CUGCUUGCAUCUCAGUAUCCAGAGUACUGCAAAGAUGGACGCAGGACCUUCCAAAUCUUCGACUCAGCCUGAGCCAGUGGACAGCUUGAUCAGCUCCGAGUCUGGCUCAGGGUUGAACAUCAGCUUGCAUCCAUUACCCAUCCUCAACAUUUCAGACCAUUACACCCGAGCGCGUUUAACGUCUCCGGACCACCCAGAGAAGCUCAUCGGAGCUCUGCUUGGUACUCAGUCCAACCGAGAUGUAUCCAUCUCUAAUUCGUUCGAACUGGUGUACCAGAUGGAACAUGGAGCUGCCGGUGGUGAUGUAGAUAUGUCUGAAGGAGCGAAUCGAUCACCCAAUAAGGGCAGCAAUCUGAACAUAGACUUUUUGACUCGACGAGGGGAUGAUUUCAAAGAGGUCUUUCCGACAUUGGACAUAGUCGGAUGGUAUACGAUCGGUCAGACGCCCACAGCGGAUCAUGCUAGACUCCAUCGACAGUUCCUAGAGAAAGUUGAUAGCCCCCUCUUUCUCCUCUUUGACCCCUCUCAACUUGGCGACGGUCUCCCCUUUUCAGUCUACGAAGCCUCAUUCGCCGACACAUCUUCCUCGUCCACUUUCACAGCGGCCGGAACCAAGUUUAUCAAAUUAGAUUACGCGAUUGAGACUGGAGAAGCUGAACGGAUCGCCGUGGAUGGUAUCUCGAGAGGGGAUGCAGGGGCCCAAGGUGAUGAGAGUGGCGUCGUUGGCAAUCUCACGACACUCCGAAAUGCUAUUGGCAUGCUGCAUGAAAGGAUCUCAAUCCUGACAGCUUACAUCACUGGUGUUAUCAAUAAAACGGCCGAACCAGAUCAGAGCAUUCUUCGGCAGCUGUCUUCUCUGGUAUCGUCUUUACCGACCAUUGACUCUGUAGGGUUUCAAGAGGAGUUUAUGACUGUACGUUGUGACCGUCAUCGCUUGAGCUACCUUAUUGUCGAUCUGAUCUCCUCAUGCAGGAAUACAGCGAUGUUCAAUUGGCCAAAUACCUAUCAAGCUUGACAAAACAACUCGACGCCCUGGCUGAUUACGCUGAGAAGCACAGUAUCGUCUAUCCUUCUCGAAACAACGCUGAAGGUUUCUACAACGGAGGCGGCGCUGGUGAUCCUGCAGGCCGAGGCGGACCUGCUAGAGUCAUGGGUGGGUUUGACAUUCCUGGAUCUUCAGGUGGUCCAAGAUCGCGAAGGAGAGGAUGAGGCAGCAGAACGGUAUGCCAUAAUUAUGGGCGAGGCCUCAGGGGCCCAAAAGCAGGUUUGUAGCAUACUUUUCUCAUUCAUCCCGGCAUGUAUCAUACUCACUGCUGA
Messenger RNA from Kockovaella imperatae, 1317 nucleotides. RefSeq lists its product as hypothetical. Lineage: Eukaryota; Fungi; Basidiomycota; Tremellomycetes; Tremellales; Cuniculitremaceae. Gene Ontology annotation, cellular component: COP9 signalosome. The coding region runs from base 35 to 1015 and encodes 326 amino acids. Gene Ontology annotation, molecular function: protein binding; metallopeptidase activity. The transcript has 8 exons. Gene Ontology annotation, biological process: protein deneddylation. The record is from RefSeq and is a predicted model, not a curated record.